AUGGCCGACCGGGUGUUGCUGAUGAGGAGCCAUCUGAAAGCUCAGCUCCAGGCUCUGGGGACACCAGGGACAUGGGACCACAUCACAAACCAGAUUGGCAUGUUCAGCUUCACUGGCCUCAACCCGAGACAAGUGGAGUACAUGGUGAAGGAAAAGCACGUCUACCUAAUGGCCAGCGGGCGAAUCAACAUGUGCGGGCUGACGAGCAGAAACAUCAACUACGUAGCCCAGUCCAUCCAUGAAGCCAUCACCAGAGUCCAGUAG
Knipowitschia caucasica is the source of this 264-nucleotide messenger RNA. Lineage: Eukaryota; Metazoa; Chordata; Actinopteri; Gobiiformes; Gobiidae. The record is from the annotation of a GenBank genome assembly.